This is a messenger RNA of Capra hircus (goat), 1554 nucleotides long. RefSeq names its product coenzyme Q4 (gene COQ4). The transcript has 7 exons. Gene Ontology annotation, biological process: ubiquinone biosynthetic process. Gene Ontology annotation, cellular component: mitochondrial inner membrane; mitochondrion. The coding region runs from base 18 to 1178 and encodes 386 amino acids. Lineage: Eukaryota; Metazoa; Chordata; Mammalia; Artiodactyla; Bovidae. The record is from RefSeq and is a predicted model, not a curated record.
UUGCCUAGGUUUUUUUCAUGCUUAGCAAGAGGCUUUUCCUGUCCGUGCCAUUUUUCCCGCCCAAAAGGCCCUUCCCCACUCGGCGCAGUAGGGCUCGAGUCCUUUUGACUUCUCCAGCGCGCCGUCGCCAGAGAAGUUGGGGGUGGGGGGUGGAGUCGGCCUUGCCCCGCUCAUCCCCCUCAGGACGUCUGACGGUGCCCGCUGCCAUGGCGACGCUGCUGCGCUCGGUCGUGCGCCCGCUCUGCGCCUUCCGCGGCAGCCCAGGUCCUCCUGCAGGUGUUCCCCUCAGAGCCGUGAGCCAUGGCGCCGGCCUGCUCUACCCCGAACACAUCCCCACCUCCCUGCUGCAGAAGGUGCUGCUGGCCGCCGGCUCUGCCGGGAUGGCGCUCUACAAUCCCUAUCGCCACGACAUGGUUGCAGUUCUGGGAGAGACCACAGGACACCGUGCCCUGAAGGUCCUCAGGGACCAGAUGAAGAGGGAUCCAGAGGGCGCCCAGAUCCUGCAGGAGCGUCCCCGGAUCUCGCUGUCCACCCUCGACAUGGGCAAGCUCCGCAGUCUGCCCGAGGGCUCCUUUGGCUGCGCCUAUCUCCAUUUUCUGGAUGUGAAUGAGACCUGGGUUCGAUCCCUAGAUCUGAAAGAUUCCCCUGGAGAAGGAAAUGGCAACCCACUCCGGUAUUCUUGGCCUGGAAAAUCCGAUGGAUGGAGAAGCCUUGCAGGCUACAGGCCAUGGGGUCGCAAAGAGUCAGACACGACUGAGCGAUUUCACUCUCAUGAUCAUCAGAAGGUCUCCCCAGACACCCGCGCACCCACCCGCUUCGUGGACGACGAGGAGCUGGCAUACGUGAUCCAACGGUAUCGGGAGAUCCAUGACAUGCUCCACACCCUGCUGGGCAUGCCCACCAACAUCCUGGGGGAGAUCGUGGUGAAAUGGUUUGAGGCUGUCCAGACCGGCCUGCCCAUGUGCAUCCUGAGUGCACUCUUCGGACCGAUCCAACUCAGCGCCCAGAACCUGCAAUUGCUGAUCUCGGAGCUGAUCCCAUGGGCAGUUGAGAAUGGCCACAGAGCCCCGUGUGUCCUCAGCGUGUACUACGAGCGGCGCUGGGAACAGCCCCUGCAGGCUCUGCGGCAGGAGCUGGGCAUCACGGAGCCGCCCCUGCGUGUGGAGGGCCUGGUGUAGACCCGGAGCGCCUGAGGCCCCACCCCACCCCACCCCACCCCCUACUUCCCCCAGGGGUGGAGCACGUCUGUGCCAGCACCCAGGUUCCUCCUCUGUGAACUCUGACCCUUGGACGUCGCUCAUCAUGAUUUAUCAGAGGGAGCAGCCAGUGGAGCUCCUGGGGGAGCCAGAAGUGAACCCCGAGUGCUCAGGGAUUGCUCAAGUCCACAACCCAUGUGCCUGACCCCUCCCUGCCUGCCAGCGUUCUCUGGGUGCCAGCCUGGGGGAGUCUUCACAGGGGGAAUGGCUGCCCUUGAUUCCCAAGGCCUGAGGAAGAGGGAGGCAGAGAGGGAGGCGGGUCUCUGCUGUCUGAAUAAAGGCUCCCAUCAGGUCCCAA